Messenger RNA from Prorocentrum cordatum, 276 nucleotides. The record is from the annotation of a GenBank genome assembly. NCBI's taxonomy places the organism in Eukaryota, Dinophyceae, Prorocentrales, Prorocentraceae.
GUGCACAGCUCCCAGACGAACGGCUCGUCCCUGAUGGAGGGCGACUCCGUCAUCGGUCUCGUGGUAGAGGAUUCCAAGAACCCUGGCAAGUGGCAGGCGGUGCAGGUAGAAAGGCUGGACGGGGACUUUGCGGCCGCCAUAGCGCAGCGAGCCAGCGGGACGAUCCUUCAAGGACCCGACGGGCGCAUCGAUGGCGUCGUGACAUCGUGGUCCGAGAGAGGGUACGGGUUUAUCCGCAGCGCUUCGCGCGCGCACGCUUUCCCGGGCUGCUCGUAA